GCAAACAAACCCGUGAAAUAAAUGGCCGCGAGAAGCCUAAGCUAGGCUAGAGAAAGUUGUUUGUUGCAAAUUAAAAAGUUCUAUAAUUUUCUUUAUUAAAGAAUGUUAUGAAAUGCGAGUGUAUUUGUGAUGAAAUGCCUUGGAAGUCUGUCUAAGUUUUUGGUUCAAGUAUCCUGUCUAUCAUUUUCUCUUAUAUCAGAGUCAUCGUCAUCCCUGCAUUGCUCAAGAGAAGGAUCAAGGUUGGUCAGAAAGGUUCUUGAAAAGAAUUUUUAUCCAAUAUUUGAUCUUCAUGGAGUGAACACAUCCGAAGAAUGUCCAUUAAAAAGAUCUCGAGAUUUGUACCACAUUCAAGAGGCAUACAAGCAGUUUGAGCACAAUGCAAGAUGGAGUUGUGAGGCUUGUGGAAAGGCUUUCUAUAAACAGGAGUUUCUAGAUCUUCAUAUGGAAAACAAACAUCAAGAUUUCUUGGUCAAGGAAGAGUUUUCCCCAAUAUGCCUGGCUGACUACUGUCAAAUGUUUCGUUGCGAAGCUGUGAGGAGAGAAAAAAGGAACAAACAUUUCUGGAGUAAAGCAUUAUGUAAUGCUGAGAAGAUGGCAAAACAGAAAAAGAAAUGUUUGCAUCUUAUACAAUCUUGCAUUCCAACUCAGGAGACACCAGAAUUAUACCAACAAAUUUACAAUGAGAUCACAGAAGAGACAUGCUCCCUUAUCAACUGCAAGGAUUAUUGGAAACCACUCCAUUAUGAGCUAUCACCGUUCGAAGUGCUUUAUUAUCUCACAUUUACGCCAAUUCUCAUACUCGCUCUUGGUAUUUAUUAUUACAACAUCUGGGAGCAUUAUUAUGGAGAUGAACCGGAGCAAAGGGCCGUUAGCGAAAGCCAAAGUGGACCGUCGAACGACAACAAUCUUCCUGGAUUAAGAAAACGAUACGGAAACAGCAGAUUUGAAUACUGAAGAGGGGUCGUGUUGUGACAGUUGAAAUCAGUGUUGUUUGGGUGCUGAGUUAGGAUAUCAUGCCUCGGGAAUAUAAUAUAAAAAAGUCUGCUUUUGGACUUUGGAGCAAACUAUCAAGACUCCGUCAGUAGGAAUGUUAUAGCAAGGCGCCUUAACUGUUGAUCGAACAGGAUGGUUGUUUCUGUCAGUUUUGGACACGUACAAUGGAAUAUGUCGACAACCGCAUAAGUCUUUAUUGAAGGGUCAGGCACUGAGUUUGUAACUUUGGAAUAAAAUCGUAAAUUUUAUAGU
Molecule: messenger RNA, 1245 nt
Organism: Dendronephthya gigantea
Lineage: Eukaryota; Metazoa; Cnidaria; Anthozoa; Malacalcyonacea; Nephtheidae
Exons: 8
Coding region: 130-954 (274 amino acids)
Source: RefSeq, a predicted model, not a curated record